Messenger RNA from Anolis carolinensis (green anole), 7205 nucleotides. RefSeq names its product transcription factor 4 (gene tcf4). The transcript has 20 exons. The record is from RefSeq and is a predicted model, not a curated record. Gene Ontology annotation, cellular component: transcription regulator complex; chromatin. NCBI's taxonomy places the organism in Eukaryota, Metazoa, Chordata, Lepidosauria, Squamata, Anolidae. Gene Ontology annotation, molecular function: DNA-binding transcription factor activity, RNA polymerase II-specific; RNA polymerase II cis-regulatory region sequence-specific DNA binding; protein dimerization activity. Bases 518 to 2536 code for a protein of 672 amino acids. Gene Ontology annotation, biological process: regulation of transcription by RNA polymerase II.
UUGUUUUCUUCUUCUUCUUGGCGUUGUUGUUGUUGUCAAACAAGUAACCAGAGACGAGGGCAAAAGGGGGAAUUGGCUUUUUCUUUCUUUUGAAAGUAGUUUAUUAUUCAGCAGCCAUGUGUAUGUUGUAACGAAAGACACGAGGGGAAAGUUGCUGGAGCUUCCUUUUGUUACUGCUACUUUUGUUACAGUUUUUUCCCCCAAAAAAGACACUGGCAACCUUUUAACUUUGCUUCCUUUUGGGGGUGGGAAGACUUUGGUGGUCAUUGUUGGAUAAGUCAAAGCAAAAAAAGGCAAACCCAUUCCUGUUUUUUAAAAGAUUUGGACGGUUUUCUGGAUCAAGACGCAUUAAAAGUGCUUCUAUUUUUUGAAUUUUUUUGUUGUUGUCGAAAGAGUGAAACAUACGUGAGACAAUAAAAAGCACCUUUGCAGAAGAUUUCCAUUAAAAUUACCUUCCUUCCCUUGGAAUAUUGUGAACAUAUUUGUGGCCAUUUAAGGUUUGUGUGAUUUUGCUAAAAUGCAUCACCAACAGCGAAUGGCUGCCUUAGGGACGGACAAAGAACUCAGUGAUUUACUGGAUUUCAGUGCGAUGUUUUCACCUCCCGUGAGCAGUGGAAAAAAUGGACCAACUUCUUUGGCAAGUGGACAUUUUACUGGCUCAAAUGUAGAAGACAGAACUAGCUCAGGGUCCUGGGGGAAUGGAGGACAUCCUAGUCCAUCCAGGAACUAUGGAGAUGGAACUCCUUAUGAACAUAUGACAAACAGGGACCUUGGAUCACAUGACAAUCUAUCCCCUCCUUUUGUGAAUUCCAGGAUACAAAGCAAAACGGAAAGGGGAUCCUAUUCAUCGUACGGGCGAGACUCAAACCUACAGGGUUGCCACCAGCAAAGUCUCCUCGGAGGUGACAUGGAAAUGGGCAACCCCGGUGCUCUCUCGCCCACCAAACCUGGCUCUCAGUACUAUCAGUAUUCUAGCAAUAACCCACGAAGGAGGCCUCUGCACAGUACCUCUGUGGAAGUACAAACAAAGAAAGUUCGAAAGGUUCCUCCAGGUUUACCAUCUUCAGUUUAUGCUCCUUCUGCAAGCACUGCCGACUAUAGUCGGGAUUCACCAGGCUAUCCAUCCUCAAAACCAACAGCCAGCACUUUUCCUAGUUCUUUCUUCAUGCAAGAUGGUCACCACAACAGUGAUCCAUGGAGCUCCUCCAGUGGGAUGAAUCAGCCUGGUUAUAGCGGAAUGUUGGGCAAUUCUUCUCAUAUUCCACAGUCCAGUAGCUAUUGCAGUCUUCAUCCGCAUGACCGCUUGAGCUACCCAUCACACUCCUCAGCAGAUAUCAAUUCCAGUCUUCCUCCAAUGUCUACUUUCCAUCGCAGCAGCACAACACAUUACAGCGCAACGUCCUGUACACCACCUGCAAAUGGAACAGAUAGCAUAAUGUCAAACAGAGGAAGCGGAGCAGCAGGAAGUUCACAGACAGGCGAUGCAUUGGGGAAAGCACUUGCAUCUAUCUACUCUCCAGAUCACACCAACAACAGCUUUUCAUCAAAUCCUUCAACUCCUGUUGGUUCUCCCCCUUCUCUCUCAGCAGGCACAGCUGUUUGGUCUAGAAAUGGAGGGCAAGCAUCAUCAUCAUCUCCCAAUUAUGAAGGUCCCCUACACUCUUUGCAAAGCCGGAUUGAAGACCGCUUGGAAAGAUUGGACGAUGCUAUUCAUGUUCUCCGGAACCAUGCGGUGGGGCCUUCGACUGCCAUGCCCGGUAGCCAUAGCGACAUGCAUGGUUUAAUAGGGCCCUCUCAUAAUGGAGCCAUGGGAGGCCUUGGGUCAGGAUACGGGACAGGCCUUCUUUCCGCCAAUAGACAUUCACUAAUGGUUGGGGCUCAUCGUGAAGAUGCCGUAGGGCUCCGGGGCAGCCAUUCACUUGUGCCAAACCAAGUUCCAGUUCCACAACUGCCAGUGCAGUCUGCUACAUCUCCUGACUUAAACCAGCCUCCAGACCCAUACAGAGGCAUGCCAAGUGGACUUCAAGGACAAAGUGUAUCGUCAGGAAGCUCCGAAAUCAAAUCUGAUGAUGAGGGAGAUGAAAACCUCCAGGACACAAAAUCUUCUGAUGACAAGAAGUUAGACGAUGACAAGAAGGAUAUCAAAUCAAUUACUAGGUCAAGAUCUAGCAAUAAUGAUGAUGAAGAUCUUACACCGGAGCAAAAAGCAGAGCGUGAGAAAGAAAGAAGAAUGGCCAAUAAUGCCCGCGAGCGCCUCCGGGUCCGUGACAUCAAUGAGGCUUUCAAGGAGCUGGGCCGGAUGGUGCAGCUUCACCUGAAAAGUGACAAGCCCCAGACCAAACUUUUGAUCUUACACCAAGCUGUAGCUGUUAUCCUCAGCUUAGAGCAACAAGUCAGAGAAAGGAAUCUGAAUCCUAAAGCAGCAUGUCUGAAAAGAAGAGAAGAAGAGAAAGUAUCUUCAGAACCUCCUCCGCUUUCUUUGACAGGACCUCAUCCUGGGAUGGGAGACACAUCUAAUCAUAUGGGGCAGAUGUAAAAAAAAAAAGGUCCAAGUUGCCACAUUUUCUUCAUGUAAAGCAGAGACCACUUCCUUAACAGCUGUAUUAUCUUAAAACCACAUAAACACUUAUCCCCUUUUUUGUAAUAUAAUAAGACAAGUCUGAAUAGUUAUGAAUCACAGACGCAAGAGAUUUCAGCAUUCCCAAUUCGAAACAAAACAAAAAAAAAGACAAGAAAAAGAAAAGUGCAACUUGAGGGACACCUCUCUUCAACAUAUCACUCAGAAUGUUUCAAGCAGUACGUUAGGAGCUGUAAAUGCACAGCCAAGAGACUGAAUGGCAAUCUUCUCCACACUGUGGGACAAUGCAUUUGUGCCUAAACCUCUUUUGGAAAAAAAUAUAAUUAAUUUGUAAGUCUGAAAAAAAUAUUUAAUUUAAAAAUUGUAAACUUGCAAUAAUGAAAAGUGUACUUCUGAAGAAAAAAAUGAACGUUUUCGUUGGUGUACUAGUCAGCUAGUGUUUAUACUUACUGGAUAUUAAAAAGGGAAGCAUUGCUACCCACGUAUUUACAAAACCAGCAAACGUCCUAAUGAAAACUGAAGUGAUGACAUUAGCCAUUCCUUAGGGUAGGAGGAACAGAUGGAUCUUAUAGACCUAUGACAUACAUACACACACAGACACACACAUAUAUAAAUAUAUAUAAAUAUAUAUAUAAAUAAAUAUAUAUAUAUAUAUUAAAAUUAGUGAAUAUGGUAAGCUUUUGUUCAUUUGUUUCAGACUUUUUUGCUCCUGUAAAAAAAAAAAAGUACUGAUUAACUUUUUUAAAAAAGAUUUUAAUGUAAAUAAGUUUUUUUGUCCAGUUUCUCUCUCCCUUUCUCCCCAUUGGUUCUUUAUUGUAACCUGUAGUGCCAACUCUGUUGCUAGAGGGGCAGUUCAGGAUGAAACGCUGACCCUGACGUUGUUUUAUCAUUCAUAGAUAAAAAGUGAGAGUUGUUUCUUCAGUCUUCUGGGUAGAACACAGGACUUGAAAAGUCACAUCACGUGCAGAUAAACUGCAAGCAGUGUUGCUGAGACUUAGUCCAAACCGAAAUGUGGGGGGAGCGGGGCGGUUUCCAAAUCAUAAGUGUUGCUCUCAUUAGACCCUGUGUCUGGGAUUUUUCAGAGGUACAAGGUUAGAAUGCUACAAUGUUACCACUGUGCCUUCCAAUGUUUAUAUCAUCGAAAACAUAACAUAAUUAAAGGUGGCUGUGAUUUAACGAACCGGUAAAAGUGUUAACUUAAUGUAUGUAGCCUAAAUACAGUAUGCAGCAAGGCAUUUCAGAAUACAUGGUCAGAUUUUUGGCAGGGGACGGGGGUUUUCAAAUGGAAAAACUGCUAGUUGAAUGACAGGUUUUGAUUUUUUACUAUUUAAAAACCCAUUUUUUUCUUCAAACAAGAUUACUGAAAGGUAGACCAUAUGCUGCCUCCUCCUUCAUUCAUGAAAAAAACUCCGCCAAUAUCUAGUUGUCAUGCAGCAUUAGAACAAGCCUUACCCGUUCUAAAGCAUUAAGUUGCACUUUCUUGAGGAGGGGGGAGUAGUACAGUAUUUCUCUGGCCAGUAUGAACCAAGGUUUUUACUUAAUAUAGUAGGAAGCAUAGAUCAAAUCUAGGGCACAGCUACUCAUCCAAUAACUAGCUUUGGGCGCAACUGAACUAGUAUCCAGAGCAAAUCUUCACAAGAUUGGUUUUGGUAUAUAAAACAAUUAACACAUAGUGCUCCCAAUGAAGUCUUUGUCAGCAUCCUUUUGUCUCCAAUUCCAGCUUCAGUUUUUUUUAAUAGUCACACAAACUUGGCAUGUAUUUUUAAAAUGAAAUCUCCCUGUUCAAGUAGAUUUUCCACCUAUCAGCACUGAGUAAACGCCAUAAGUCCAUUGAAAACGGUCUAGACGUUCCAUCUGUUCUCCUGUUUUGCCAGUUACAUAGUAAUGAAAAAAUACAUUUGUAAAUUUUAUGCAACAAAAUGGCAAACGUAUCAUUAUUUUGAAAUUGUGUAUGUAAAAGUUAUAUUUUUACAUGUAGACUCUUGUUAUUAUGUGUUUUAAUACAUUGUAUCAGUUUUUGUUUUUUUUAAAAAAAAUGUGUGGUUGAAACAAAUCUCAUUUCAAUAGUGAGAUGUGAGAAUCUGAUUUUAUGUUUCUGAAAAACAUAACGAACAAAUAUAAUAGUUUACCAUGUGAACCACCCUCUACAUAUCCAUAAACAUUUUGAUUACCUGUGUGUGUGUGUGUGUUGAAAAUUGUAAAUAUGUUCAGUAGCAGUAAAAUUUUAAAAUGCUUUUAUUUGUUAAUAAGUUUCUCAAAUGUGGAGGUGGAUUGAAACCAUUACAAUUCAAAGCAUAAUGAAACAGAGUCCAUGUUCAGUUCAAGUUAAUACAACAAAUGAGUAUUUCACUAUAAAUGCAGUACUUUAAAUACAUUUUAUUUAAACUUACUGGUGUUCUCAAUAUGGCAAAGGAUUCACUUUUAAAGGUCAAGCACAUUAAUGUUGCUCAGGAUUCAGUGUAAAACGAAAAUACAAAUAGUAUUAGGCAGCAUUAUUAGUUCAAGAGAUAAGAUUUUGCUUAAAACAGUAGAUCAAACCAAACUGCCAUCAAGUGAUGCUUUUUCUAUUGACUUAAUUCAAAAUUUGUACUACCCAGUUCAGUCUAAGGCUAUUAAGUGUUGCCCACACACAUAAAUUUUAAGAGUGAUUUUCUGAUAGGAGUCCAUCUCAAAAAUAGAAGAUAUAAUUGCAGUUAGAAAUGCAAAACAAGAUAAAAUACAGGUAAUAAACACAAAUCAAAAUAACCACAAUGCUUUUUUGUUUUUACUGGAAUUAAUUACCUAACUAGAUGAACUGAUGUCAUUCUGUAAACAUGCUCAAACAAGGUCUCUCAUAAUCCAUAAUAAAAGGAUGGAUUUUUAUUACCAUUAUUUCAGUCUGUGCUUCUGGGUAGAGCAAGUGUUGAAACUGGUUAUGUACACAGAACCAGGAGAUGGUUGGCUAUGUCUCAAAUAAUGAACUGGUCGGUGUGGUUUCCUGUUCCAUAAUGGAAUGUAAGCUUGAAAAUGACCAGUCACCCUGUUUUUGGUUGGUAUUUGUAUUUUCGACAUCAUCCAGAUCCCAAGAACUCCUUAGCCUCUGCUACUGCUGUGAUCAUUGUCAAACAGGUUCAGGGUUAGCUGUCCCUUGUUAGUAGACCUGGUGGUGGCUUGACUGUAAAGAACAGGGAAGGCCAAGUGCAUAUGGUUUCAAAGGAUAAAAACUAUUCUAUGGAAUACUACCAGACGUUUAGCGAGUGAUCCACCUCCACAUUCAAGUAAUUUAUGAAUAUGCCGCUUAGGGAAAUCUGUUCAUCUAGAACUUUUUUUCUUUUUUGACAUUUGUCUUAUGUGUAGCUGCAAGGAACACUAAUGUUUAUACAACUGUCAAUUCAACCAGUGAUGCAACUUGUACCGAUGCAGUCUUCCGAUUCGUUUUGUUUGUUAAUUUCCUUUGGAGGGACAGUGGUGGGUGGGAAUGGGGAGGAGGGUUGGAACGGGGAGGAAUUUGCAGGUUUCAUCUUUCUAUCUGAUAGGCAACAUGCAAUCUGUGCCGAAAAGCAAACAAUACAGUACAUUGCCAGGAAUGGAAGCGAAUUCAUCAAGGGAGAAAAAAAGCACAAAUAUAUUAAACUUAGUCCACUGACUGACUCGAGGAAGGGGGAAAUGAUAUUCUAAAGAUGGAAUGUGAUGAAAUUCCAACACAAUGGGGCACCAAGACAUUUUUUGGCUUCUUGUUUUCUUUUACGUUCUUUUUUUAAAUGACAUAUUCUUUCUCAUGGGACUUGAAGUUGAUUCACCUUUGUGCAGUGCUGGUUUGACCAUACUCAUUUCAAGUAUUAUAGACUUAUGUAAUGGUGAAAAUAUAUGAACUGUGGCCUUUUUCAUUCUUGUUACUUGUGAUGCAACUAAGUGAAGAUAAGAGAAAAAAAGCAGAGAUUUACCAUGUAUCAGUGCCUGGCUUUUUGUUACAAAGCUUCGUUUGUCUAGUGACCUUUUUGCUAUAAAAUAGACUGUAGUACACCCUAGUAGGAUAAAAGAAAACCCUAAAUUUAAAAAUAAAAAAAUAUAUUUGGCUUAUUUUUCACAGGAGCAAUCCUUUUAUACCAUGAAUAUUGCAAGGGGAAGGGAGGGGGGAAAUGGUCGGAUUCUGAAUAUUUCUUCUUUGUAGAUUUUUGGAAUCAUUCUGAGUAAAGUUUGUUACUUUAUUUUACUAUUUAAAAGAUGUUAUUUUACCAUGUGUUACUGAGAUAAAAAUUGUAUGGUAGCUACUUCUUUUUCUUUCUUUCUUUUUUAGUUGUAGGUCGCAGUGGGGACAUUUUUUGCGACUGUACACAUAGCUGCAGCAGUUGAAAAGAAAAAGAAAAGAAAAAAAUGAAAAAAAGGGAAAAAUUACAAAAGGGACAAAAAGAAAAAAGAUUAAAAAACAGUUACACUUUGUUUUCAAUGUGUGGCUGAGUGCCUCAAUUUUUUCAUGUUUUUGGUGUAUUUCUGAUUUGUAGAAGUGUCCAAACAGGUUGUGUGCUGGAAUUCCUUCAAGAAGAAAAACACAGCUUGCUGUAGGCCAUUACCUGUUUCCCAUCUGUAGUUAUUCGAUGCCGUCAUGUACAUGACCGUUCUGUAGCAAUAAAUGUGCCAUUUUUAUAAA